GGCGGAAAAUGUAUUACAGUUUAUAUGAAAGUUAUUAAAACUUACUUUAUUUUCGAACUGUAUAUAUUUUUAUGUACAUACAUUGUUUGAGUAUUUAUACUUAUUAUAUAUUUAUAAAAAUUUAUAAGCAGUGAUAAUAUUCAGUUAUUGCUUUUUAUGUUUUAUUAAAGACAAAUUUGUCAAAAUCUCAUUAUGUGACUAUAAAAAAUUAAAAUAUUUAUUAAACAACUUUUAAAAAAAUGAUAUUUUAAUUUUAAUAAGCGUAAAAAAUGUACAAUUUGAUUAAAUGGACAAAAGCAUUCAACUGUCUAUUAAUUAUUUUGGGUUGUUACGUUUUCGUCAACACUGCUGAAAUUCGUCAACUACCAUUCUGUGAUCAUGCCACAUCAGAUGAUAUUUCACUACACAGUUUCUUGUUCGUUAGUACUUUGGAUGGGAAAGUAUCUGCUCUGAAUGCUGCAGAUCAAGGAAGAAAAGCAUGGACUUUAGAUUUAGGAAAAGAUCCAAUGUUAUCAUCGAAUAUUCAUCAAAGAGAAUUGAACAAUCAUGGGCAAUGGGUUCGACUAAUACCAUCAUUGAAUGGAGGACUAUAUAAGUUUGAUGGCGAAAAUUUGGAAGCAGUUCCUUUAUCUGCAGAUCAGUUAUUAAAAUCUUCAUUUCGAUAUUCUGAUUUGGUAUUUUCUGGAGGAAAAGAAACUCGUUCAUAUGGUGUUGCUUUUUCAACUGGUGAAAUAUUAUAUACAUGUGAUGUUCACGGUUGUAAAAAUACGACAGACGGUGAAUCUUAUAUGAAUAAACAAGUACUUAUUAUUCAAAGGCAUCAACAAACUAUUCGAGCUGUUGAAUCUCAAUCUGGUCAUGAAAGAUGGAAUUUUAGUGUUGGACAACACGGAUUUUCACUACCGCCAAAGACACAUUCCAAUUGUCAUAAAAGAAAAAUUCCUCUUGAUAUUGAAAUAAAAGUAAUUAUUCCUGAAGGACUUGUAUGGGCCGUUGACAAAAAUAAUCCUACAUUAAAACUAUGGGAACAUAAGUUCAGUUCUCCAAUUGUUACAAUAUGGCAAGAAGAUGACAAUAAUGAGAGUGAAGAUAAUUCUGGUUUAAAGGAAAUUAAUUUAUUUGAGAAUAAUAAAAAAUUAUCUGAUCCUGAAUUUUCAAUGAAUCCUGGACUUUAUUUAGGCAUGCAUAACAUGCAGUUAUAUGUUCAAGAAAAUCCAAAACUGAAAUCAAUACUGGAUCCCCCUGUUACAGUUAAAGAAAUAGCUCCAAUGUUCCCAUGGAAACCUUAUCCUGCAAUUGCUUUUUCAGAAGAAGAUAAGGAGAGGAUAGAAAAUAAUAUUUUAAUUGAGUCAAAUGAUGAUGUUCAGUCUACUGCUUUGUCUGUUUUGUACAGUUCAAAUUAUAUAAAUGGUAAUGGAUUUUUUUUGUAUUCCAAGCAACAGUUAUUCAUUAAUAGUAAAAAUCAAUGUAAUAAUACAACUAUAGUAAACAAAAUGAACCCUACCGAAACACAAAAGUCUUCACUAGAUGAGUUUGAAGAAAAUGAAGAGGACACCUCUGUACCUGUAAUUAUAAUUUCCCUUUGGUAUUGGUGGAAAGAGGUACUACUGAUUUCAAUCACAACAGCGAUUAUUUUAAAUUUUAUGCUUACACAAAGUCUUUUUAAUGCCACUGCAGUUAUUAAAGACGCUCUCCUUCCACCUUGUAUUAUUGAGACUCAUAUAGAAAAAAAUGAAGAGAGUCAAAAAGCAGUUGUUGAUAAUGGUGGCGAAUUCAUUUCUCGUUUUCUCUCAGACUAUGAACCUGUAGAUUGCCUAGGCAAAGGUGGAUAUGGAAUUGUUUUUGAAGCAAAAAAUAAAGUAGAUGAAUGCAAUUACGCAAUUAAAAGAAUAACUCUACCCAAUAGUCGCACCUCUAGAGAACGAGUUAUGAGAGAAGUUCGAGCUCUUGCGAAACUGGAUCAUCAAAAUGUCGUACGCUAUUUUAAUGCAUGGAUAGAGUGCCCUCCUGUUGGUUGGCAAGAAGAGCUUGAUCAAUUUUGGAUAAAUAAGAACAAAUUUCCUGGCAGUGAUUUUAUUUCAAGUUCAUAUCUUGAUGAUGUAAAAUCUUCAACUUCUAUUCACAUUAAUGUUGCACCUAGUGACCAAUCUUCUGUGGAUAGUGCUUUUGAAGCCUUGAAAUUAAACGAUAAGGAUAAUGAUUCAUUUAUAGUUUUUCAAGCUCAUGAAAGUGACCAACUACAAGAAAGUGAAAUAUCUCGAGAAUUCACUAAUAAUUACGCGAGUGAAUUACAACAAGAAGAAUCAGAAUUAUCCAAAAAUGUUGAAGAAUUAAUUGUCAGUAAAGUUCACUACGAUAGUACAGAAUCUAUCGUAUUUCAAACGAGCGAAAAAAGAAAAGCUUCGGAAAGCUUAAAUAUUCAGGAUAAAAAAUUUGAUAAAAAAUCUGCCAAAAUGUUUCUAUAUAUACAAAUGCAAUUAUGUAAAAAAAUGAGUUUGAGAGAAUGGUUGAAGGAACAAAAUAAAUCCAGAGAUACUACUCGAGUAUUAAAUAUUUUUCAACAGAUUGUCAAUGCAGUGGAAUAUGUUCAUUUGCAAGGUCUUAUUCAUCGUGACUUAAAGCCAUCAAAUAUUUUUCUGUCGUUUGAUAAAAAAGUGAAAAUUGGAGACUUUGGAUUAGUUGCAAUGACAGAAAGUUCAGAUGAAAUUCAUACGCCGUGUGAUUCUCCAGAAGUAACAUCACAAGAGGGAGUUCAGCAUACAGCAAUGGUCGGGACUCGCUUAUAUAUGUCUCCAGAACAAAUGGAUGGAAAAAGAUAUAAUUAUAAAGUAGAUAUCUAUUCAUUAGGUAUUAUUCUUUUUGAGCUAUUAACUCCAUUUUCAACUGAAAUGGAAAGAGUUGUAGCUUUGACCAAUUUGAGAAACUUGAUCUUUCCAGAAACUUUUCAAAUUCAAUGUCCAACAGAAUUUUCUUUGUUGAAAAUGAUGCUGGAUUGUGAUCCAUCAAAAAGGCCAACUACUUUAGGAAUUAGAUCUAGGCUAACUACUUCUAAUAAAGAAACGAAAACGAAUAAUGAAUUAAAUGCAGAUAACAAUGAAAAAUUUCAUUUCGAUUGGCCACAAAUGAGUAGAAAUUCUUCGGGAGCGGCAAGCAGUAAUACUAGUAGUAAUACUGUUUCAUGGGAAUUUAUAUCGUAGACAUGCUGAUGUUAUUAUUUUUAAUAUUAUUUUUAAGAGUACCUAAUUUAUUGAAUAGAUUAUACUUGGUCAAAAGAUACUUUUUCUUUACGUCUAUAUCUCGCAUUGACUAUUUCUUCAUAUCUUAAUAGAAAUGAAUAUUGCCUUUCUUCUACGCGUACACUAUUCUUGUACUGCAAACUCAACAUUUGUGGAAAUUUUUCUAUUCUCAUUGAUGAAAAUUGUUCUGCACAUAUUAAUUUUUAUUCUAAAAUUCAAGUUUUUAUUUCAAGUAUAUAUAAAAGACAUCAAUUUUAAAAAUAUGUAAAUAA
Molecule: messenger RNA, 3508 nt
Organism: Leptopilina heterotoma
Lineage: Eukaryota; Metazoa; Arthropoda; Insecta; Hymenoptera; Figitidae
Product: eukaryotic translation initiation factor 2-alpha kinase-like
Exons: 13
Coding region: 270-3197 (975 amino acids)
Biological process (GO): protein phosphorylation
Molecular function (GO): protein binding; protein kinase activity; ATP binding
Source: RefSeq, a predicted model, not a curated record